AUGGACCUGGUGCCCUCGGUGGUCCGACUUGAGGUCCAGGAAGCCAUUCACACUGUUUCAUCUUCCAAGGAUGGGGGCCAUAUCCUCUCCACCCUGGGCUCCCUGAAGCGCUAUCUGGGUGAGAUGGAGAAUGCAGCCCCGCUGGGGGAGAGGGAGGAGUUUACCACGGGGCACUUCGCCGCCUUCCUCAGAUGUCUUGCCAGCAAGCUGAGCCCAGACUGGCUGGAGCUGGUGCCUGACGGCCGGCUGGAGGAACUGUGGGGCAGCUUCUUCCUGGAGGGCCCAGCCGACCAAGCCUUCCUGGUGCUGAUGGAGUCCAUUGAGGGCAUUGCUGGCCCCAGCUUCCGUCUGAUGAAGAUGGCGCGGCUGCUGGCACAGUUCCUGAGGGAGGGCCGGCUGGCAGCACUGAUGGAGGGGCAGUGUUGGCGGCAGAGGCAGCCCGGCUUCCCCCAGCUCUGGGAAACGCUGCUCAGCAGGGUGGUGGGCUUGCCCGAUCAGCUGGGCAACCGUCUGCAGCGGGAGAAUCUGGACGAGUUCUUUCCCCAGAACUACUUCUCUCUGCUCGGCGAGGAGGUCGUCCGGGUGCUGCAGGCGGUCGUGGACUCUCUCCGAGGUGGCUUGGACUGCUCUGUGUCCUUUGUGUCUCAAGUCUUAGGGAAAGCCUGUGUCCAUGGGAGACAGCGGGAGAUCCUGGGUGUGCUGGUGCCCCAGCUGACCACACUCACUCAGGGCAGCUGCCUCUGGCAGCGGGUCUGCUGGCGCCUGGUGGAGCAAGUGCCGGACCGGGCCAUGGAGGCUGUGCUGACAGGCCUCGUGGAGGCCGCUCCCGGGCCCGAAGUCCUGUCACGACUGUUGGGAAACUUGGUGGUGAAGAACAAGAAAGCCCACUUUGUGAUGACCCGGAAGCUUCUGUUCUUACAGUACCAACACCCGGUAUCCAUGCUGCAGAGCCUGCUGGGCCACCUGGCCAUGGACAGCCAGCGGCGCCCGCUCCUCGUGCAGGUGCUGAGGGAGCUGCUGGAGACGUGGGGCAGCAGCAGCGCCAUGCGACACGCGCCCCUGCCACAACAGCGCUACGUCAGCAAAGCCAUCCUCAUCUGCCUGGCACACCUGGGGCAGCGAGAGCUGGAGGACAGCCGGGACGAACUGCUGGCCAGCAUGAUGGCAGGUGUGAAGUGCCGCCUGGACAGCAGCCUACCCCCUGUGCGCCGCCUGGGCAUGAUCGUGGCCGAGGUCAUAAGCUCCCGGAUCCACCAUGAGGGGCCUGCCCUGAAAUUUCAGUAUGAAGAGGACGAACUGAGCCUGGAGUUGCUGGCCCUGGCUACCCCCCGGCCUGCGGGUGAUGGCGCCACAGAGGCAGGCACGUCCCUCAUGCCAGCAGCUGGAGAGACCCCUGCAGAGACUGUGGCUAGUGCUGUCCCCCCGUCAGGGCCAGAGGACUCUGUCUCAGAGCUGGACAGUGAUGAUGAGUUCGUCCCCCAUGACAUGUCGGGGGACAGGGAGCUGAAAAGCAACAAGGCUCCCAUGUACCUCCGGGACUGCAUGGAAGCCCUGACCACAUCUGAAGAUGCAGAGCGCUGGGAAGCAGCCCUGGGUGCUCUGGAGGGCCUGGUCUACAGGAGCCCGGCGGCCACUCAGGAGGUGAGCGUGGAGCUAGCCAAGGUGCUACUGCACCUGGAGGAGAGGACGUGUGUGGCAGGAUUUGAGGGGCUACGCCAGAGAACCCUGGUGGCUGUUACCAUCACGGACCCAGCCCGGGUCACCGAGUAUCUGACUUCGCAGUUCUAUGCCCUCAACUAUAGCCUGCGGCAGCGCAUGGACAUCCUGGAUGUCCUGACGCUGGCUGCCCAGGAGCUGUCUCGGCCUGGGCGCCCAGGGCGGGCUCCCCAGCCUGGCUCCCCCAACCCUGGCACCCGGUGCUUGCCGGCUCAGGCUGCCUCUCGGCCUGGCAGCACGGUAGCUCCCGACUGGCGGCUGGUCGUGGAGGAGAGGAUCAGAAGCAAGACCCGGCGGUUCUCCAAGGGCCCUCCCCGGCAGGGAGCAGCAGGCGACCCCAACGAGUUCAACUCUGUGGCUGGCUACUUCUUCUUCCCCCUCAUUCAGCGCUUUGACAGACCUCUGGUGACCUUUGACCUCUUGGGAGAGGACCAUCUGGUUCUCGGAAGAUUGACCCACACCCUAGGGGCCCUGAUGUACCUGGCUGUGAAUACCACAGUGGCUGCGCCCAUGGGGAAGGCCCUGCUGGAGUUUGUGUGGGGCCUGCGCUUCCACGUUGAUGCCUACGUGCGCCAGGGCCUGCUGUCUGCCAUCUCCUCUGUUCUGCUUAGCGUGCCUGCCCAGCGGCUGCUGGAGGACCUGCCGGACGAGCUGCUGGAAGCUGGGUCCUGGCUGGCAGAUGUGGCCGAGAAGGACCCAGACGAGGACUGCAGGACACUGGCGUUGAAGGCUCUGCUGCUGCUGGAGAGGCUCAGGGACAGGCUUCUCCCACGUUCCUCUCCGUAGGCACCUGGGGACGUGCCCAUCACAGCCCAUCCAGGGCCACCCCCCACGGGAAGCAAGGAAGGCCAAGGGCCUUGCAGAAGGCCCCAGGAGCGGCGCCGGCAACAUCUGGGCUUUAUGGCACAGCCAGGUCUGCAGAGACAUCUGGCACAGAGUGUGCAGACGGAGGAAAGCCCACCCCGCCCUUGCUGCUAUUAAUAGCUGGCAAGUCUGAGUGUCCAGCUAAAAAUAUCCAAGGGCCUGGGCGCCGCCUCUGCAGGAUAGAGCAGCCUGAGUGCAGGGCUGGAGCCAGGGUGCAGCAGCAGGGGUUGAUUCCUACAGGGAGGGGAGAAAGGGCACUGCCACUCACAGUCCCCAACGUGCUCCUGUGAGAGGACACCAAGAGGACAGCACCGUGUCCCCAGAAGAAUAAAAG
Molecule: messenger RNA, 2914 nt
Organism: Carlito syrichta (Philippine tarsier)
Lineage: Eukaryota; Metazoa; Chordata; Mammalia; Primates; Tarsiidae
Gene: TELO2
Product: telomere maintenance 2
Exons: 20
Coding region: 1-2502 (833 amino acids)
Biological process (GO): telomere maintenance via telomerase; protein stabilization
Cellular component (GO): cytosol
Molecular function (GO): telomeric repeat DNA binding; Hsp90 protein binding
Source: RefSeq, a predicted model, not a curated record